Molecule: messenger RNA, 1704 nt
Organism: Chaetomium globosum CBS 148.51
Lineage: Eukaryota; Fungi; Ascomycota; Sordariomycetes; Sordariales; Chaetomiaceae
Exons: 1
Coding region: 1-1704 (567 amino acids)
Source: RefSeq, a predicted model, not a curated record
AUGGUUGAGCUGGCCUUUGAAACGGGUCAGGAGGCCAAGGCCAACUCGUAUUUUACCCUCGCCAUCUCGCAGCACCGUGCUCUGGCGUCGGAUGUUAAGCUACUUGGCGUUAUUGCCCGUUUUCAUGCCGCAGACGGUGACUGGGAAGCUGUACGCGCUGAUUUCGAAGCAAUGGAGCAAAAUAGGAAAGCAAGUCGGCAAGUCUACGGCCAGGUCUUUGUCCCAGUGCUCAAAUCGUACGCCGAAACGCAUACGGUCCGGGAGACGGAGGCGUUUCUCAGAUUCUAUAUCGACGAGCUGGAGGUGCCGUUAACCAGCUUCAUGGUUACCGUCAUGGCCAAACAGUACGCGGCCAUCCGCGACGUCAACUCGUUGAUUGCCUGGCUCGACUACUGCAGUCAAGCAGAUUUUCGCGUUGAUGCUGCCUUCACCAACGCCAUUCUGGUGAGGUGCCGAAGACAGUGGAACUUCCCGUUCCGGGAUCUCCGCACGCUCUUCCGGAAACUCCAGGCCCUGAACCCGGACUGUAUAGACAAGCACACGGAGCAAAUCAUGGCCGACGCUGCGUUGUCGGAUUCCAAAUACGGCGGCAAGGCGGCGAGAGGGCGGCUGCUCUCAUUGCACAUAGAACUCCCUACCCCGCCCAGCCGGAGCAAAUAUGUCCAGGUUGAGGAUAUCAUAUUCGCCAUGAAGAUGGCACUGCGAAACGGCGCACCCCGUCGCGCUACGCAAAUCUACCAACGGGCUGUCCACUCCAAUAUGCCCUUCUCCCCACACGCUCUACAACUCGCCGUACAGGCACACCUAACCUGGGCACCCGCCGAUUUCAGCGGUGCAUACACCCUCCUCCGAAAGGCCCAAGCCAAAGGCGAAGACAUCACCCAAACAAUCAACUACCUCCUCGCCAAACAACUCACCAGCAUCACCUCCCGCGCCGCCGGCCCGGAACAAGCCAACGCCCUCAUCCAAGAAACCCUCACCCACUACCACCAAGCCAACAUCCGCAUUACCGAGACCUCCCUGCACCGCGCCGCCAGCCUCUGCCUCGCCGCCGGCCACCCCCGCGGCGCCAUCCACUACGCCCUCAGCGCCGCCAGCGAGCGCCGCGCCGCGCCCUGCUUCAACCUGCAGAACUUCAAGCUCUUGCUCGCCGCCUACGCCGACCUGCUCGACGCCGACGCCCUGCGCGAUACCAUCUCCCGCGGGCUUGGUAGCUUCUAUAGGGAAGAUGGCGCGUGUCGUACGGCGCUGAGGCAGGCGCGUGCGAGGGUGGGGCGGUCGCAGGCUGCUGCCAUUGGUGGUAGUAGUAGUAGUAGUGGUGGUGGUGGUGGUGUGGGGGGGGCGUCUUCCCUGGAGGAGAGGAAGAUGCGGGCGAGGGCAGUGGUGGAUGAGGGGAUCAGGCGGGUUGUGCAAGCGAGGCGGGAACUGAGGGAGGAAGGGAAGCUGCUGGAGGCGGAGGCGGUGAGGAUUAUGAGGAGGGCUGCGCUGGAUGCGGGGAGGGAGGAGGUGGAUUUUGCGGAGGUGCCGUGGUUGGGUGGGAGGAAGAAGAUGGAGGGUGCUCCUGCUGCCGGUGGUGGUGGAGGUCAUGGUCAUGGUGAAAGGGGCAGGGUUGAGGGGGUGGAAGAUGGCGUUGAUGAUUUUUACGGGGAUUUGGAACGGAUAUUGCUAGAGGCUCCCCCUCAGACGGCGGUUGAAGCUUUCUAG